CAAACACCACGCACACAAAUUCUUUUCAUAUGUAUCUGAAAUUUUCUCCCUAUCCAAACGAAAGAGUUUCGAAAAAAGCGAACCAGAGCUGACUCUGCAAUCAGAAUAUCACCGCCGCGUCUCUUUCUCUCACUUUCUAUCUCUAUUUUCUAGAAUUCGUCUGAAGAAUUUCCUGGGAAACAAACAAAACCCUUGCCUCUAAUAACUCUCCACUUGUAGUAACGUUGAAGUCUCUCCAAUCAACUGAACCGCUGUAGAUAAAGUUUCUGAGUCUAUCCGCUUGCCUCGUUUUUCGCGAAUUUUUUUGUUAAGAUUUUAUCUUCCUCGUAAAAAUUUUCUCAAUCGGAUAGGGUUUCGAAGAUUUCGUCGGAAAAUCUCCAUUUUCCCAGUAAAAAACGAAAAUGAUGAGAAGGCAGCAGCAAGAUCAGCAAUCAAGGGUUUUCUACGAGCUCUCCGCUCUGGUCCUCAACAUCCUACGAUCCCCGCCGUCUCAGAUCCCGUUCCCCGACCACUCUACGGCGGAGGCGGUGUCAACGACGUCGUCGUCGUCGACGUCCCGGCGGUCAUCUCCGGCGGCACAGAUCUCUCCUGCGGGGUUCGCUUCGCUGCUCCUGGGGAUCUCGUUGGCGCUGAUGCUCUGCGGGUCGGUAACCUUCUUCAUCGGCUUCAUAUUGAUGCCAUGGGUUCUCGGGCUGGUCAUGGUGUUCUACGUGGCGGGGAUCGUCUCGGCCCUAUCCAUGUUGGGUCGCUCGCUUCUUUGUUACGCCACGGCGCCACCCACGCCGCGAAAGGACAUUCCUGCAUGGAAACUUUUGUGAAGAUUAAAGGUGGUUCGGAGAAUUAUGUAGGGGAGGAUCUGAGUGGCGGCAACGUCCCUCAGUGUAUUGCUUCUUCUAGCUUGUGGAUAAUUGUUUAUUUAUGAGUUACUGGAUGUGUGGAUAUUAGUUGAUAUAGUGAAUUGUUAAAGAUUUUUAUGUACUACACUACUACUGCCAAACGAAUUCCAAGUUGUGAGAAGAAUUAGGAGGGCUAUUCCCAGUUUCUUUCUUCUAUGCUAUUUCGUUUUACUAUAAACUUUAUGUAUCCUUCUUCAUGGAUAUAUACAAUUUUACCUUCUUCUUUUUUCCCA
Molecule: messenger RNA, 1129 nt
Organism: Corylus avellana
Lineage: Eukaryota; Viridiplantae; Streptophyta; Magnoliopsida; Fagales; Betulaceae
Source: RefSeq, a predicted model, not a curated record